CAAACACACACGCACAGUGCUUGCACACGUAUGAAUGAUUUAUUCUCUCAUUUUUUGUUUAGUUCGAAUCAACAAAUAUUAAGAACUGAUUUCUUAUAAUGAUUUCAGUGUGUUAUUUCCUUGCAUAACUCAUUGUAUAAUUAUGAAUACCUUUGUAAAAUAUUACCUUAUUGUACUGUUUAUAAUAACUACCAUUGAAAUAAAAAAUAUUCGAGGUGCAUUCAGAAAGAAACCCCCUACAUCAUUUGUAAUUGUGGAAAAUUUGACUUCAACAGACAGAUUCAUGAAACUUGUAAGACAUUGUUUUACUAGUUUCAGCACUUGGAUGGUACUUUUAGGAUAAACCAAUGCAUAUUCAUUGAAUAUUCUUAUUGAAAAUAUGUUUGUAUUUUAAUAAAACAUUUUACAAUUAAAA
Molecule: messenger RNA, 415 nt
Organism: Schistosoma spindalis
Lineage: Eukaryota; Metazoa; Platyhelminthes; Trematoda; Strigeidida; Schistosomatidae
Source: the annotation of a GenBank genome assembly